AGAAGGCGUGGUUUGGGGCGGGGCGCGCCUGCGUGCGGCCCCGGCACCGCCUUAAAGCGCAACAUCACUUCCGGUUUCCACUUCCGGGUGCUGCCGCCGCCGCCGCCGCCGGUAACGGCUCCGGGCCGGCCCCGCCAUGUUCCUCCUCCUCCUCCCGCCGCCGCCGCCCCCAUGAGCCGCAAGAAAAGCGGCUUCGCCAUCACCAGCGUCCGGGGAGGCAGCGGGAGCGCGGCCGGCGAUGCCUCCAGCGCCGCCGCUGCUUCGCCUUCCUCGUCCGGCAGCCCCAGCGGCUCCCGGUUCCGCCUCGUUCGCUUGCUGUCGCCGGGAGAGGUGCUGCGGCGGGGCCGGUGGCUGUGCCGCGAUUUCUACGAGCGGGACGCGUCCCCGCGGGGCGGCGGCAGCGGGAGGGUUCCGGUGUCGCUGGACGCCCCCCGGGCCGUGCCCGCCCCCCACCAGCCGCGGUCCCUCGGGGCCUUCGCGCAGCUCGUGCAGCAGGCGCUGCCCCCCAAACCCCCCUCGCCACGCCCAGGGGGUGGGGCCGAGCUCAGCGCUCGCCUGGGAUUGGCUAGCGAGGAAAGCGAGGACGAGGGCACCGGGAGUGGCGUCACGGCCAUCGACAACAAGAUCGAGAGGGCCAUGGACCUGGUGAAGUCGCACCUGCUGCUGGCCGUGCGGGAGGAGGUGGAGGCGCUGCGAGAGCAGAUCCGGGAGCUGAGCGAGCGGCGGGCGGCGCUGGAGAGGGAGAACCGCCUGCUCCGGGCGCUGGCCACGCCGCAGCAGCUGGCCCGCCUGCCCCCCGGGCCGCCCCCGGGGCCGCCCUGAGCCCGGCGGGGGUCCCGGGGGGUCCCGGGGACGGGGUAGCGCUCGCUGCUCCGCUGCUGCUUCACUGCGAGGAAGGGACGGAGCGCCGCCGAGCUCUCCCGUCCUUCCUGCGCCAUUUGGGGCCUUUUUUAAUAAACUCGCGAUUUUUACAGCA
Molecule: messenger RNA, 976 nt
Organism: Haemorhous mexicanus (house finch)
Lineage: Eukaryota; Metazoa; Chordata; Aves; Passeriformes; Fringillidae
Product: TSC22 domain family protein 2-like
Exons: 4
Coding region: 172-822 (216 amino acids)
Biological process (GO): regulation of transcription by RNA polymerase II
Source: RefSeq, a predicted model, not a curated record